Molecule: messenger RNA, 873 nt
Organism: Daldinia childiae
Lineage: Eukaryota; Fungi; Ascomycota; Sordariomycetes; Xylariales; Hypoxylaceae
Product: putative kinetochore protein
Exons: 2
Coding region: 1-873 (290 amino acids)
Cellular component (GO): Mis6-Sim4 complex
Source: RefSeq, a predicted model, not a curated record
AUGGCGCCCCCCACGAUCCUCGCCCACAAAUCCUCCUUCCUUACCGCGCAAACCCUCCACUUAUCCCAAUCCCUCGCACCAAGUAACACAUGGCGCACAUCUAAUCAGCGCGUUCCCGAAAACGGCGGCAGCCUAAGCGAUCGCGUCGUCGACGAGGUGCUGUAUCGCACGAAUCAUAUCUUACAACAACACGCCCGCCGCGUGUAUGCGCCCCAGGCUAGCCGGCAUGUCGCGGAGCAGAUCGAGACGUUGUACUUGGAGGCUGCGGAGAGAGCUGUGCGCGGGGAAGGCGGGAGAGGGGAGGAUGAUGAGGAUGGGGAAGAUGUAGGAACGGGGUCAGGUGGUAGAGGGCCCAAGUUUUUGAUGGUGGGUGCGGACUUUGCAUCUGACGAGGUCAUUGCUUCCCUCCCUAACACGUGGGACCAACACUCGACCUCGCAAUCCGAAGCCCACCCCGCCGAAGCCCUACGCUACGCCGACCUCGCAACCUCGCUAUCAAUCCUCUCCUCGCGGCGACAAGAAACCCGCGCGCGCCUCGAUCGUCUCCGUCGAAUGCGCAACUUACUAGCCCCCUUUUCUUCCACCACAAAUACUACUACAUCUUCCUCCUCUUCCGGUCUAGAGUCCUCCAACCCGCAAAGUAGUGGUGGUGGUGAUAGUGCAAACGAAUCCGGCAUCGAGAAAGUGCAACCGAACCUCGUCACGCGCGACGGCGAAAUGGAAAAGGAACUCGAGCGCAUGCGCGUGCUGCUCGUGCGUGUCGCCGCCCGCGUCGCCCAGUUACCGGACCCGGAGCCCGGCGAGGACGUCGCGAUGGAGGAUCUGGAGGCCAUAGAAAGAGGCAAGGUUGAGAGGUUGCUUGACGGGCUCUGA